Didymella exigua CBS 183.55 is the source of this 1308-nucleotide messenger RNA. RefSeq lists its product as uncharacterized. NCBI's taxonomy places the organism in Eukaryota, Fungi, Ascomycota, Dothideomycetes, Pleosporales, Didymellaceae. The transcript is spliced from 2 exons. The record is from RefSeq and is a predicted model, not a curated record. Bases 380 to 862 code for a protein of 160 amino acids.
AAGGCGCGCACCAAUCACGGCUCCACCAGACACUGCCGCUGUCUCUCGCUAAACGGGACGAAUCCCUGCUGGUCGCAGCCACUUUCUGCUUGCAGCUCGCAGUUCGCGACCCUGCGCUGCCACCCCGGAGGCGCAGCCGUUGUGACGUUGUCGCUGAGCGCCCAGACCGCUUUGCUGUUGUUCACUCGACCCGGCUUUCACUCAUGCGCAAUCACCAGAUCACUCACCCUGCCCAUACAAAGCCUACCGAGCCCACAGUCCUCCCUGUGUUACCGCAAACACCCACCGAUCCCAACUUCCGUCUUCAACAGCCCUAUUUACCCACCAACAGUCUCAGCCUCACCUACUCGGCAUCUACCCGAUCUUUAUGCAAGAAAGCAUGACCUUCAAAUCCACGUCCACAUCGGGCACCACGGCCAGCAAGGCCAGUAGCCUCUUUGAUCUCGAUGAGAAUAGCAACAAGGGCAUUCUCGUCUACAGGUACCGCUCUGGUGCGAACGGUCUAGACACCACCACCGAGGCAGCUCUUUGCGCUGAGCUCGACAAGCACCCUAACUUGCCUUUUAUGCGCGUCACCAAGAAGCCCAUUCCCCGCGGCGCUAGUCGCAUGGACAUCCACCAGGAAGAUCUCUACCUGCCUGAGGAGAGAGAGAUGUGGGCCGACAAGAUCUCCGCCAAGUCCUCCGUCGCCAACGUCGGUCUGCCUACCAUGGCCAAGUGGAAACACAUGGUUAUGGGCAGCUACGAUGACCUGUACAUCGUCUUCCAGACGCACACGACCUCGCCGGGCUCCUCCAAGAACAACUCGCCCGAGUCCUCGCAGCACGUGAGUCCUGCGUCCACCUUCCCUUCGGAAAGGUAGGCGCAUCGGAAGCGUACCUCGGUAGGCCGCGCGAUAGGGCUGGAACGCCUGCCAUGUUUGGACCAGGCGCAUUGGAGCCGCAUACACACAGUCUCACCUCCCUUGAUGGCGCUUCCACCACCGCCGACCUCUGUGGGGUCAUGCAUAGCCGUCGAUCAGUCUGGACUGUCGUCAUAUUCUGAAAAAGCAGGUGUCAUCCGCCGUCGCCACCGCACCUGCCUGCAAGAGGCGCUGGCUUUUUGGAGUUUCCUUUUGUAUACGUUUCUGUCUCUACUAUCAUCGAUACCCUGAGCAUGUCUCACAAGCAACGGCGCUGGAUGGAGUUAGUCUUUUUGGAUGCAUGGUCUAGAAUACACGGAAGGACGAGAAAAGCGCUUUGACGUCACAGACCUCUGUAGAACGAGUCAUGCUCGUUGACGAACUUAAUGAAUUACAAUCUCAGACCG